CUCACCGUUUCACUGGGGAAAUAAAGCAAACACCUAUCCUACAAGCGGCUACACCGCAUAUAUCCGGCUAAAAGAUCAGAAUAAAACAGGAAUCAGCUCUCUGGGUUUUUGCUGAAUCCUCAGAUACUACUACUUCUUAACACGCUAGCAUAACCAGACUGCUCAAUAUGCAAAGCUUGCGGUCCUCUAUAUUGAGUUAUGUGAGGGUUAGAGUCUCUUUAAAAGACAUGGUUUGUCCUGAAACACCAAGUUUGUUGAAUCUGCUCAGCCAGCGAUUCUGCACAUCCAGUGCUUCAACUGCUACAGGUCAUGCCCAGACAAUGGAACGGGUGAUUAAUCUGGUGAAGAAAUUUGACAAGAUUGAUGCAGCUAAGGUGAAUAUUCUGGUUACUGAAAGAGCUGAUUUCCAGAAGGACUUGAGCCUUGAUAGCUUGGAUAGAGUUGAACUCGUGAUGGCUUUUGAGCAAGAGUUCUCCAUAGAGAUACCUGAUGAGGAAGCAGACAAGCUUAAAUGCUGUGCUGAUGUUGCCAGGUACAUUUCUGUAGCUGAUCGGAAAGUUUCUGAGAACUCGUGAAAUAUUAUGUCAGUCAUCAAGUGCUUUAGAAUCUUUAUAUUUCUGUCUCAGAAGUAGGUUAGGCUAUUGGAAUGACAAAUUGUAGAAGGAUGGAUGCUGGAUUUUCUCAAUUCUUUUGAUUUCUAAAUUAGUGUUUAGAUUGAUAUGCAUAUGUUUUAGUGUUUUACGCUACAUGUGAGCAUUACUGUUAUUUGUUAGACAAAUGUGAAUUGCUCUUUGAAUGAUGAUGGUACUUCUGUGCUUGGGUUAA
Ipomoea triloba (trilobed morning glory) is the source of this 825-nucleotide messenger RNA. Its product is annotated as acyl carrier protein 3, mitochondrial. Gene Ontology annotation, cellular component: mitochondrion. The record is from RefSeq and is a predicted model, not a curated record. Lineage: Eukaryota; Viridiplantae; Streptophyta; Magnoliopsida; Solanales; Convolvulaceae. The transcript is spliced from 4 exons. Gene Ontology annotation, molecular function: acyl carrier activity; acyl binding. Gene Ontology annotation, biological process: fatty acid biosynthetic process. The coding region runs from base 168 to 575 and encodes 135 amino acids.